AUGAUUGCACUCAAGGCGGUAUCCUUGGCUCUGGCUGCCGUCUCGUACAUCGUGCUAAUAUUGACAAUGAUGUGCAAACGAAACCCGCAGAAAGGAUUCAUUGUGACAAUAUUCGGUUGGUUAACUGCAGGAGCAUUGUUAUUCAGUCUCGUAGGUGUCACAAUCCAGCGGCAUCCAAUAGUACAACCACGAGAGUCACCGAGGUAUACACAAAGCUACUUCUACGGUAUUAUAGCUGGAGGUUUGUAUAUGUUUAUUGCAGUUUUACUGUCAGCUUAUACUGCCACUGCGCGCUCAGCUUCCUUAAGUCGUCAAGACAGGCGAACAGUCGAAUAUACAAGCAUCAUCCUGCGAACUAUAACUUUUAUAACCUUUCUCACAGGUGGUGCAGGUGUGUACAGCGCUGUUGAAGGGUGGUCAUUUAUGGACGCAUUGUACUUUACCGACUACACCGUUCUCACUAUCGGAAUCGGGAAUAUUGUCCCUAAGACACAUCUCGGAAGAAGUCUGCUAUUCCCGUACGCUACUAUCGGAAUUAUUACGUUGGGUCUCGUUGUUAACUCCAUAAGAUCAUUUGGGAAAAGCAUUAGACGUAUGAAACUUAGGUUGGAGCUCCAAGAAGCGCGCAGCGAGCUUCUGAGAGGGAAGAACUCAACAGGACCGACACAUAACGAACACAGUGACAACAUAACAUUAUCCAGCAUACUAUCCACAGCUACAUUGCCUCAAACGAGUGACGUGGUGGAACUUCAGCGCAUCCGAUCUGAUUUCCACCGAAGGGUCCAAUUGAAGGCCCUUCUUUUUUUCAUCCUGGCAUGGUUUGUCCUGUGGCUUCUCAGUGCCGCGGUAUUUCGUCGGUCGGAACGCAGCGAGAACUGGACGUACUUCACAGCUCUUUACUUUACAUACACGUCACUAACCACCAUUGGCUAUGGAGACUUUUAUCCUACCAGCAACUUUGGCAAGGUUUUCUUCGUCUUCUGGUCGCUGCUUGCUAUUCCCGUUCUGACCAAUCUUGUCACUGCCAUGGGCGACAUAGGUGUGCGAACCGCUGUCUACUUUGCUGGCUAUAUUUUGAGACUAGGCAAAUCGAGAAACAGGGGGCGUAGUGAGAAGAGCGGGUCAAAUCCAGGAUCCCGAAGCAAUUGUAGGGAUAUCGAAAAACAUGCUCAAUGGUCGUCAAAGUUGAGCAAGCGGUCCAUGGACCUAAGUACAAUAGGAACAACGAGCACUUUUGCGGCUAACGAGCUUCAGUUGUCACGAUCAGUGAAUGAAACUGGACAGCACAUGCUUCUAAUGGCCGAAGAAAUUAGGAAGCUCGUAACAGCGCUUAUGGACGGAGCCAGUGAGCAGGACCCUCGUCGCGAUUGGCCGUGGGUCCUCUCCCUACUGCAUUCACGAGAUGGCGAGGCGAGUAGUUCAGUCGUACCCGUUUGUCCCGAAAUUAUGAAUCAUAGCACACUAGGCGCGAGUGAGGGUUUUAUCAGCAAGGAAAAAGCAGCGAUGGAGAAGAAUAAUGAAACUUUGCUGAUGCUCAAGUUGUUGACAGAGAAGCUGUGUGCGGAUUUGAGGAAGACUGAAGCGAAUGCAGUUUAG
Messenger RNA from Aspergillus bombycis, 1596 nucleotides. RefSeq names its product potassium channel family protein. Gene Ontology annotation, cellular component: membrane. The coding region runs from base 1 to 1596 and encodes 531 amino acids. The record is from RefSeq and is a predicted model, not a curated record. Gene Ontology annotation, biological process: stabilization of membrane potential; potassium ion transmembrane transport. NCBI's taxonomy places the organism in Eukaryota, Fungi, Ascomycota, Eurotiomycetes, Eurotiales, Aspergillaceae. The transcript has a single exon. Gene Ontology annotation, molecular function: potassium ion leak channel activity.